UUAUAUAAAAAUAAACUUAUUUUAUUUAUCCUUUGUUUAACUAGACAAGUCAAUUACGAACAAAUUCUUAUGACAAAUUAGUGUGACUAAACAAAUGAACACUAUAAGCAUACAUACGAACAUGCUUGAUAAAUGGCAUUCAUCCGUCCCUCCAUGUUAAAACUGUUGUAAUCUCGUCCCCAGGCUCAAUUGCUACAGUAUACAGGUUGUUGUGGAGAGACGGCGACGGUUGGUGGACCGCUGUCACGACAAAUGCGCGGAGAGAUUCAGCGCGUGAAUUUGGCACGCAGUCAACGGUGCCAAGUAGAAUCAGACCUCUGGCUAGGAGUACAAUACGGCUUUGGAACUGAAGCUCCAGUCAAACUCUGCACUUCAACCUCACUGCCAACUGAAGCUCCAGUCAAACUCUGCACUUCAACCUCACUGCCAACUGAAGCUCUGAGCUUUCAGAACGACUAUUCAUUCCGGGACAAGACUGCACUGGUAAGGAGUGCUACUGAUCUCGACGCAAAUCUUCUGGCAGUCCUUCCCAAAGUUUCAGAUUUAAAGAAACAUUUUGAAAGUGUUGUCUCUAUUGAUUUGGAAAUGAACAGCAGGAAGGAGAGGAUAGCAAGGCAUCUAGAGGGUAUAGAGAGUGACGUUCCUCCUGCCCUGACGCCCAGCUGUGCCGGCCUGGUGGUCAACCGUAUCCUGGAGGAGGACCUGCCACGAUACACCCGGGCCUCAGACCCCUGUGAGCCAAUCAUGCUGAAACGUUACAGCAGAGAAGACAUGGAGAUCCCACAGAUGCAGGUGUCCUCCCCAGACAGACGGUCCAGGGCCAGCCCGGAGGACCAGCCUGGACCAGCCGCCCAGCCCCACACGGAGCCUGUCCUAUCCCUCCCUGGCGGCCCAGGGGACCCAGUCAGCUCCAAGGCUGAACGGAUCGCCCGCUACAAAGCCGAGCGCCGUCGCCAACUCUCUGAGCGUUACGGCGUCGUCCUGGAUCAGGAGAUCAACAUGGACUACUCCCCCCGUUACUCGCGCUCACGUAGAGAGUCUGACGUCUCCGACAGAGGGGCCCCAGCAGUCACCGAGCGUAGGAGAGAGAGAGAGGAGGUGGAGGAGGGAAGAGAAGGAGGGAGGGAGAGUUCUCGCAGGGCUCCCUACAGCUCCAGACUGGGCCGGGUCUUCAUGCAGGCUCACCCUGCUGAGGCUGAACAAGCUCCUUCCCCAGGCCACGGUUCUGCCCAUACCCUGGCCCCUCCGCCCACCCGGGCCACCACCUUCUCAGAUCGGGAGAGUAUGAUAAAUCUCGAGAACUAUCGGCUGGCCCAGGAGAGGACAAUGGCAGGAGGGCCCAGAGGAGCCAGCAGUAGGCCACAGGAUACCCUCAAUACCCAACCCCAGCAGACCCUUCCCCAGGCCAGCCCUCUGGACCAGCAUCUCAGUCCCCCUUCAUCCAGGGCCUCAUCCAGGGAGUCUUACAGAGUGGAUGCCGUCCCCAGCUCCCCCCUGACAGCCUGCCGAGCCUCCCUGCCCUACGGCAUCUCCCCCGGGGACCUGUUCGUCGAACAGCAGGCUCAGGCCGUCCUCAGCAGACAUGGCCUGGCAGCCUUGUCUCAGAGCGACUGGUCUCUCCAGACAGACUCCGAAGGUGAUGCUGCCUCUCAGUCUCUUAUCAGCUGGCCAUCCAGGUCUCAUCUGACUCCAAUAGAGUUACAGAACCCAGAAGCUGACGAAGACAAGCUUGAUGAGAGAGCUAAGAUGAGUGUGGCUGCUAAGAGGUCCCUUUUUAGGGAGCUAGAGAGGAUCACAGGUUGCGUUCCCAGACCACGGUCCCGUGAGAGGCGUCUGUUACGAGUCCAAGACCGCUCGCACACACAGCCUAUCCCCAACAAGGAAGUGGACAUCGCUCACACCUUGCAGGAGGCGUCGCAGCACGGCUCCAGGGUGCGGAGCAUGGGGGAGCAGGAGAGGGAGGCCCAGUCAAGGCAGGCAGGAGAAGGACCAGGGCCUGAGAGGAUGAUGGAGGACCUGGGUCCGGAUGAGCCUGACCUCUCCACUCUCAGCCUGGUGGAGAAGAUGGCCCUGUUCAACCAGCUGUCCACGCAGCCCUCCAAGCCUGCCGCUAAGGGGUCUGGGGCCUCCAGGGUGGACACCCGCCAGCGUAGGGCAAACUCCCGCUUCCAGACCCAGCCCAUCACCCAGGGAGAGGUGGCUCAGCUGCAGAAUGGAGACCGGGUCAAGCUAGAGCCGCUAUCCGUUUCCUUGGUCCGCUCCGUGGCAUCCGUCAGCUCACAGCGCUCGGUUGCCACAGUAACCACGGUGAACUCCGGCAUGGGUGACCACUUGGGGAAAUCUACGGCCGUCCCCUACAACCCCCCUGCCCCCACCACUACCACCCUGGACAGAGGAGGGGUGAGGUACUUCAGCCUGACCCAAGGUGGAGACUCCUCCAGUGUCCCUGAACCAGAUGUGUACUCCCCUGGCCUUUCCCUGUCAGAGCAGCAGCAGGCUCACAGCUCGGCAGACAGAGGAAGGGCUCCCGGAGCCAGUCGCUCGUUCACUGGCUACAGAGAGGAGGAGGAUGUAUCGGGAGGAGGGACCAGAGAGAAGAGGGAGAGCCGUAGUGGUCCUGGAGGCAGGGAGAGCAGAGACAGCAGGCAGCAGCGGUAUCAGCCCACAGCCCCUGAGCACCAGCCCCAGAGCACCACAGCCCCAGAGCCCCAGCUACCUCAGGCUCAGCAGCGGCACGCCAGCGGUAGCCACGAAAGGGACGCGGAUCACACCAGUGUGUCAUUGAGAACUGCCACAACAGUGGUGUCGUCCAGGAGUGUCUCUCACAGCGCCAGUGUCCAGCAGCAGCAGAUUCAGUCUUUCACCCAGCUUCCCCAGACUUUGCCCAAACCUUACAACCAACAACCCCCACAAACUCCACCCCAGCUCCAUCCCCAGCCUUACGCUCAUCCACCUCAGCUCCAUCCCCAGCCUUACGCUCAUCCACCUCAGCCCCAUCCCCAGCCUUACGCUCAUCCACCUCAGCCCCAUCCCCAGCCUUACGCUCAUCCACCUCAGCCCCAUCCCUUCACCCAGGCACUUUCAGCCCAGGCCAAGCCCCAGGAAAGGGAGAGGCGAUUCACCCAGCCAUUACCCAAGCCCUACUCUCAGAUAACCCCUCAUACUCAACCCAACGCCCAGUCCUUCUCCCAGCCUCCUCCGCCCCAUCCCCAGACCCUACCCGAGCCCACGUCCUUCCCCCUGUCCCUGGUCAAGUCCAAGUCCCUGCCUCUGGACAGCAGUGACGUCUUCGCAGGACACAGUGUGUCCAACCUCCUCUCCCCCGCCGAGACAGAGCCCUCAGAGAUGUCCACCAAGCAGAUGUCCAUCAAGGAAAGGCUGGCCCUGUUGAAGAAGAGUGGUGACGAGGACUGGAGGAACAGGAUGAAUAAGAAAAAGGAAGUGGUGAAGGUUUCUGUGACUGAGAGACACUCCACAGUACAGGGAUGGGAGGCAGCACAGACCUACAAGAAGAAGAGGAUGGGAAAGGAGAUGGAGAUCCAGGCUCAGAUGUCCAUCGAGGAGAGGAAGCAGAUCUCUUCAAGGGACGAGGCCUGGGAGUCGACAGGAAAGGGCGUGGCCAACAACUCUACCCAGUACACUGUGACCGAACACAUGGUCAAGAAAGGUCUGACAGCCUCUUCAGCCAUCAGCCCUAUCCUGUCUCCCGUCUCCACCAAACUCAAGAGCAGUGUGACUGGGUACAAACCUCAGGAGGAAAUCGAAGCCAGACCAGAGAUGAACUUGGAGUCGGAUAAGAAGCUGGAUAAAUUGGAGACCUUUUUGGGACGUCUGAACAGUAGAGUGGCAGAUCUUCAGGAGACUACUCUGACAGUGACCAAGAAGGCUGUGAAGGAGGUGAUGAGGAUGGACGAUGAGAUCUUCUCCAAGUUCUACAGUCACGUGGCUGAUUUCCCACGCAUGCCCAGCAGGAUCGAGAUCGACGAUGACUUUGAUGCCAUCUUUGGCACUCAGGCACCAAAGUUGACCUCCGCCUUAGCGCAGCACAAACGGGCUGUGAGACCGUCUAGGAACGUCCAGUCGUCUAAGAACCCUCUGAAGAUGCUGGCGGCCAGGGAGGACAUCAGACACGAGUACACUGAGCAGAGACUCAACAUCGGCCUCAUAGAGAGCAAGAGGAUGAGGGAUGAGAAGUUGAAUACUAGUACUCAGAUGUACUCUGAUGCGGCCCUGGCUGGGCUGCCCAGUAAGGAGAACUCAAACAACGUGAGUCUGAGGAGCGUCAACAUCUCCGAGCAGAUGUCUAACAACAGCGCUGUGCCCUACAAGAACCUCAUGUUGAUUCAGGUCAAAGGCCGCCGUCACAUUCAGACCAGACUAGUGGAGCCCAGAGCCUCAGCCCUGAACAGUGGAGACUGUUUCCUGUUGGUUACUCCUCAGCACUGUUUUGUCUGGAUGGGAGAGUUUGCUAACGUUAUAGAGAAAGCCAAAGCCUCUGAGCUGGCCACGUGUAUCCAGACUAAGAGGGACCUGGGCUGCAGAGCGAGCCAGAUCCAGACCAUCGAGGAGGGGGUCAACCCCCAGAACCAUGCAGCCACAGAGUUCUGGAAGACCCUGAGAGGGCAGCAGACCUACCAGUCCGCGGGGCCACUAGAGGAAGAUGAGCUGUUUGAAGGUGCCAUCGUGGAGACAAACUGCAUCUUCCGUCUGCUGGAGGAUAAACUGGUUCCUGAUGAUGAUCAGUGGGGGAAGGUUCCACGCAGCACACUACUGCAAUCCAAAGAGGUGCUGGUGUUUGACUUUGGCAGUGAGGUGUAUGUGUGGCACGGUAAGGAGGUGACUCUGGCCCAGAGGAAAGUAGCCUUCCAGCUGGCCAAACACCUGUGGAACGGAACCUUUGACUACACCUGCUGUGACAUCAAUCCUCUGGACCCUGGAGGAUGUAACGCACGCAUACCCUGGAAGGGCCAGGGGCGUCCUGACUGGGCCAUAUUCGGCAGGCUGACACAGCACAAUGAGACAAUCCUGUUCAAGGAGAAGUUUCUGGACUGGACAGACACUAAGAAACCACAACCAAAGAAUAGCAACCUACAAAUCACUGAGCAGAAGGAUUUGCCAGGGUUCGUGUGCAGGCCGUAUGAUGCAGCGUUGAUGCUUCCUGUACUCCAGACAGCUGUCAGCACGGUGUUGGAUGGGAUGAACGUUGGCCGAGGCCACGGCUCUGUGGAAGGAGAGGACAGGAUGAGGACUCUAGAGAUCAGCACAGUGUCUGUAGAUGUCUGGCACAUCCUGGAGUUUGACUACAGCCGGCUGCCCCAGCAGAGUAUAGGCCAGUUCCACGAGGGAGACGCGUACGUUGUGAAGUGGAAGUACAUGGUGAGCGCAGCAGUUGGCAGGAGGCAGAACCCGGAGCUGAGGAGCUCCGACCCGGUGAAAGAACAGGGCUGCUACUUCUUCUGGCAGGGACGGAACUCCACCGUGAGAGAGAAAGAAACGUCAGCCCUGACGACGGUGGAGCUGGAGGAGGAGAGAGGGGCCCAGGUCCAGGUACAGCAGGGGAAGGAGCCUCCUUGUUUCCUGCAGUGUUUCAACGGGGGGAUGAUUAUACAUGGUGGGAAGAGAGAGGAGGAAGAGGAGAACAUGCAGACUGAGUGGCGUCUGUACUGCGUGCGAGGGGAGGUCCCUGUAGAGGGACACCUACUGGAGGUGGUCAGUCACUGCAGCAGCCUGCGCUCCAGGAGCUCCAUGAUCCUCCUCAACGUCAACAAGGCCCUGAUUUACCUGUGGCACGGCUGCAAGGCCCAGCAACACACACGGCUGGUGGGCCUCAACGCAGCUCAGAGGAUCAAAGAACAAUGUCCUUUGGAGGCGGGGCUCCACAGCAGCAGUAAGGUGACCAUUACAGAGUGUGACGAGGGAUCAGAGCCCACGGGAUUCUGGGAUGCUGUAGGGAUUAAAGACCGGAAAGCCUACGAUUGUAUGCUGCAAGAUCCGGGUAAAUUCAACUUCACCCCUCGGCUGUUCAAGCUGAGCAGUUCUUCAGGGCAGUUUGUGGCUACAGAGUUCUACCACCCCUCCAGAGCUCCAGACAUGGUCAGCUCUCUGCCCUUCCUACAGGAGGACCUGUACCGCGCCUCCCAGCCUGCUCUGUUCCUGGUGGAUAACUUCCAUGAGGUGUACCUGUGGCAGGGCUGGUGGCCCCAGGACAGCGAGAACCCCAGCUCCACCAGGAUAAGAUGGGACAUGGACAGGAAGUGUGCCAUGGAAACGGUGCUGCAGUACUGCAUGGAGAAUAAUGAGAAGAAGUCUCAGAAGUCGUAUCUGAUCCAUGCUGGUCUGGAGCCUCUCACCUUCACCAACGUGUUCCCAAGCUGGGAGCACAGAGAGGACAUUGCAGAGAUCACUGAGAGGGAGGUGGAGGUGUGUAACCAGAUCAUCCUGGUGGAAGAUGUGCUGGCCAGGCUGUGCCAGAACACCUAUCCCCUGGCUGAGCUGUUGGCACGCCCACUUCCUGAAGGCGUCGACCCCCUCCGCCUGGAGCUCUACCUAUCAGACCAGGACUUUGAGAAGGGGUUGGACACGAAGAGAGAGGAGUACGAAGGAUUACCAGGGUGGAAGCAAGUCAACUUAAAGAAGGCUAAAGGACUGUUUUAGUCUAAGUUAACCUGACGAUGGUUGUGGAGAGGAGAAGAAAUUCAACAACUCUUGAAGGACAGUGGAAGUUGAUAAAAUACUUCUUUAUUGUUAAGGCCAACCUGUUUCAUCAGGUUGGUUGUGGAGAGAAGAGGACACAGAGACCGAUGUAGGCCACCAGGCGGUGUCACCCAUCCAGCCCUUCCCAGCGGUGUGACUGAACACCGCUGGCAGCACUUUAAAUCGGAGGAUGUGAUCAUCGUUUGGGUGGGAUGGAAUCAAUGGAACCGUAUCAAAUGCAUGGGUUUUUACAUGAGAGUUUGAUACAAUUUCAUUCACUCCGUUCCAGUCAUUAUUAUGAGCGUCCUCCCCUCACCAGCCUCCUCUGCUGAACACACUCUCAGGGACGAUAAGUGGGAGAAGAGGACAGAGGCUGGGUUGGGGGAUCUGCUAAGGUGUGCUAGCCUCAUGUAGCAUCGUGUUUUUAACUUUUAAUUAUGUAACUAUGUAGGAAAAUGAAAAUCCUGCUUAGCACAUUUUCUCAGUGGCUUAUCAGGAACUGUACAAGCAGGACCUGCUCUUUCUCUCUGUGUCUUUCUCUCUCUGUGUCUCUCUUUCUCUCUGUCUGUCUUUCUCUCUCUCUCUCUCUCUCUCUCUGUGUUUCAUACUGUACUACUGUGUAUGUAGACACUGUACUAAGUCUCCUAGAAGCACUUGCUAUGUCACCACUCCUGCCACGUGAGUUGAAGAGGACAGUCAGCAACUCUGGGAGGUCAGUGGAAGUUGUUAAAAAUGCUGCUUUAUUGUUUAAAAUAAACUUGUUUAAAACGACCCUUCAUCAGGGUUUUACACGUAGGAAAAUGAAGAUGGCCGACAGAACUCUAUACCAUGGACAUCAUCAAUGACAUCAUCAAUGACAUCAUCGGACACACCGCUGUGGUCUCUGGCUUGGUGGUGUUUGUGAAGUCUUUCACAGAUUCAGAAAGUAUUCAUACCCCUGGACUUAUUCCACAUUUUGUUGCCUGAAUUCAACAUCUAUAAAAUAGAUAUUGUUCUCACCCAUCAACACACAAUACCUCACAAUGACAGAGAGUUGAAAUGAAAUACAGAAAUACUGAGAAUACUUUGUAGAAGCAGCGUUAUUUUUUAUUUUUUGUAAACAUUUUGAAAUAAAUAAUUUCACUUUGACAUUAUGGGGUAUUGUGUGUGUGUGUGUGUGUGUGUGUGUGUGUAGGCCAGGGACCAAAAAAAAAUCUAAAUUCAAUCCAUUUUAAAUUCAGGCUGUAACACAACAAUAUGUGGACUAAGUCAAUGGGCUGAAUACUUUCUGAAGGCAAUGUACGUCAAUGUAUGUAAAACUGUAUUCAACUUGAAAGUUCUGUGUAAUAUCUGUGUCAGUAGGAACUUUUUUUUCCCCUUGUCUACGAUGUCUCAAAAGGUGAUAACAUGCUGAGUAUGUACCUUUUAGAUCCAAAUUCUCCGGUAUGGUACCUGGGCUGUCAUAAUGAUGUCUAAGCUUCACAGGUACCUGAGAAAUGUCAACGGUUGUAUUUUUACAGGCAUGGAGUUCUUCAUGGGGAAAAAAACGUGAUUUAUGUGAAUGUAAUAGUGCCUUGCGUUUGUUUACAGUUUAUAUACAGGAAUUGUCAUCUGCGUUUUCAAAGACUUUAGUGAAUAAACAAAAUUGCAAAUCCCAAAAUCUAAA
This is a messenger RNA of Oncorhynchus kisutch (coho salmon), 8338 nucleotides long. Its product is annotated as supervillin. Gene Ontology annotation, molecular function: actin filament binding; phosphatidylinositol-4,5-bisphosphate binding. Bases 253 to 6654 code for a protein of 2133 amino acids. The record is from RefSeq and is a predicted model, not a curated record. Gene Ontology annotation, cellular component: actin cytoskeleton; cytoplasm. NCBI's taxonomy places the organism in Eukaryota, Metazoa, Chordata, Actinopteri, Salmoniformes, Salmonidae. The transcript has 37 exons. Gene Ontology annotation, biological process: barbed-end actin filament capping; cytoskeleton organization; actin filament severing.